Messenger RNA from Bipolaris sorokiniana ND90Pr, 409 nucleotides. RefSeq lists its product as uncharacterized. Bases 8 to 265 code for a protein of 85 amino acids. NCBI's taxonomy places the organism in Eukaryota, Fungi, Ascomycota, Dothideomycetes, Pleosporales, Pleosporaceae. The transcript has a single exon. The record is from RefSeq and is a predicted model, not a curated record.
GGCUGGGAUGGCUGAAGUUACAAAGUCGCGGCUAAAUCCUCCUCCAACGGCCAAACGUGUCUCAAGAGCCGAAAGUGGCUUAGUGCAAAGCAGCGAUCGUCGCGGAAGGAUCCCAUCGGCUACACCAAGUUCCACAAAGGGACCACUUCCAACCUCCAGUAUUCUUGUCUACUUCUCCCCCAGGUUUCAAAACUGCAAGGUCACGACAUUGCCAAGCGAGUGCCCGAACGGUACUAAACCCACCCGUGCUUGGCUAUACGCGUAAACGCUGUCCCAACACGUCUCAUUGGCCUGCUAAUUUCAGCAUCGAGCCUCUUCGAACCCCAACUGCUCCAGAAAAUCCCAUCCAAGCCUCACCCUGAAUGCUUUGCACCUCCACACGCCGCCGCUUGUCCCACUCAGUGGAAAC